Myotis lucifugus (little brown bat) is the source of this 1859-nucleotide messenger RNA. RefSeq names its product tachykinin receptor 3 (gene TACR3). Bases 1 to 1647 code for a protein of 548 amino acids. The record is from RefSeq and is a predicted model, not a curated record. Gene Ontology annotation, biological process: positive regulation of flagellated sperm motility; G protein-coupled receptor signaling pathway. Lineage: Eukaryota; Metazoa; Chordata; Mammalia; Chiroptera; Vespertilionidae. Gene Ontology annotation, molecular function: tachykinin receptor activity. Gene Ontology annotation, cellular component: sperm midpiece; plasma membrane. The transcript is spliced from 6 exons.
AUGAAUGAACUCGCAAGGGCGGGUGGAGGAAAGGAGCGCAUCGAAGGGGUUGUCUCAAACUCCUUGGACGAAGUGGCGCCCGUCCUCCCCAUUACUUGCUGGCUCGUCGCAUCCCUUCACCAGCCAGGGGAGCCGCUCUCACCUUCCCUGCGGCGCUUCCAGGGACCAGGAGGCGAAGAACUUCAGGAGGCUCGGCUCGGGCUGGCCGAGGGCGAGUGGGCAGAUCCAGGGCUCCAGACCCGCGGCGAUGGCCUCUCUCCCCGCAGCCUGGAACUGGACGGCGGGCGCGGAAGGAGCUGGCGCUGGCGCCCCGGAAACCUGAGCGAGGCGCUCGCCGCGGGGGCAGCCGCGGGGGUGGCCGAGGCUGCGUGGCUGCCGCUGCUGGCCCAGGCCAGCAACCUGUCCGCCUCGUCCUCCACGCCCGGACUGCUCGCGACCUCCCCCGAGCCCUCGCAGCCCCGGGCCAACCUCACCAACCAGUUCGUGCAGCCGUCCUGGCGAAUCGCGCUCUGGUCCCUCGCCUACAGCGUGGUGGUGGCCGUGGCGGUCUUCGGGAAUCUCAUCGUCAUCUGGAUCAUCCUGGCCCACAAGCGCAUGAGGACCGUCACCAACUACUUCCUCGUGAACCUGGCUUUCUCCGACGCCUCCAUGGCCGCCUUCAACACCUUGGUCAACUUCAUCUACGCGCUUCACAGCGAGUGGUACUUCGGUGCCAACUACUGUCGCUUCCAGAAUUUCUUUCCCAUCACAGCGGUGUUCGCCAGCAUCUACUCUAUGACGGCCAUUGCGGUGGACAGGUAUAUGGCCAUUAUUGAUCCCUUGAAACCCAGACUGUCUGCCACAGCAACCAAGAUUGUCAUUGGCAGCAUUUGGAUUCUAGCGUUUCUACUAGCCUUUCCUCAGUGUCUUUACUCCAAAACCAAAGUCAUGCCGGGCCGUACUCUUUGCUAUGUGCAAUGGCCAGACGGUUCCAAACAACAUUUCACGUACCAUGUUAUUGUCAUUAUACUGGUGUACUGUUUCCCAUUGCUUGUCAUGGGCAUCACAUACACCAUUGUUGGAAUCACUCUCUGGGGAGGAGAGAUCCCGGGAGACACCUGUGACAAGUAUCAUGAGCAGCUAAAGGCUAAAAGAAAGGUUGUAAAAAUGAUGAUUAUUGUUGUGGUGACAUUUGCCAUCUGCUGGCUGCCCUAUCAUAUUUACUUCAUCCUCACUGCAAUCUAUCUAGAACUAAAUCGGUGGAAAUACAUCCAGCAGGUCUACCUGGCGAGCUUUUGGCUGGCCAUGAGCUCGACCAUGUACAAUCCCAUCAUCUACUGCUGUCUGAAUAAAAGGUUUCGAGCUGGCUUCAAGAGAGCCUUUCGCUGGUGUCCUUUCAUCGAAGUGUCCAGCUAUGAUGAGCUGGAGCUCAAGGCCACCAGGUUCCACCCCACCAGGCAAAGCAGCCUGUACACGGUGACGAGGAUGGAGUCGGUGACAGUGGUGUUUGACCCCAGCGACUCUGUCAACGCCAAAUCCAGCCAGAAGAAGAGAGCGACACCAAGAGACCCAAGCUCCAAUAGCUGCUCCCGCAGGAAUUCCAAGUCCGCCUCCACCACCUCCAGUUUCAUAAGCUCACCCUAUACCUCCGUGGACGAGUGUCCCUAAAUCCAUUCCCUGAGGUGAAAGGGUGAGGCCACCAUGGUGGCAGCCUAGGCCCCUUUCUCCUCACCAUGUAUUAGUCCUGUCCUGCCUACUCUCCUGAAAGAGAAGGGCAAUUUUUAGGCAGAGAUGCUUCAGUAGGGAAAGGUAGCAUAUAAAUAUCACAAAGACAUUACUAGGAUAUUUGCCUCCCUCAAAAAGAAAACAGGCUUUAAAUU